Arctia plantaginis is the source of this 489-nucleotide messenger RNA. NCBI's taxonomy places the organism in Eukaryota, Metazoa, Arthropoda, Insecta, Lepidoptera, Erebidae. The record is from the annotation of a GenBank genome assembly.
AUGACGAAAUUAAAAAAAAAGGAUGUACCCAAAAAGGCCACGGGGGAAAAAGGCGUGGGCGAAAUUUUGCGAGGGGGGGGGUUCGGCUCCAGAGGAGGUCUACGUUCCGGUGGGGCCCCGGUGGCGGGCCCCGGGAUCCUCGGGAGCCGGCGGAGCGCGCGUAAAAUUGAAGGGCCCCGGGGGGCCCCAAGAGACGGAACUGGGGGCCGGGGGGAACGGGAGAGCGAGAGGAAGAGGAAUCUCGGGGAUGGGGGCCCCCCCCUCGGGAGCGGGGCCCCCCGGGCCCCCUUAGGGGCCUCCCCGCCCCCCCGAGGGUUCCCAGGCAUUCCCCAGAGGGAGACCGGGGGCGGGGCCCGCGCGGAGGAGGGGCGCGGCUUGCCGAUUGGGGCCGGUGGGGGGCCCCCGGGGUCUUUUGGGGAAAGGGCGGGGCGGGGUUUCCCCCCCGGGGCCCCAAUAAAUUCCCCCUUGGGGGGUUUUUUGGGGCCUUAA